UAUGUGAUAAAUCACAAAAGCCCAACAAUCGCGCUUUAAGGAUUUUGUUGUAACUCGACCACCGUACACUACACGCUUCUGAUUGGCCCAUGCUGCGUACAAUCGUUUGGCUAACGUUUGCCGGUUCUUUCAGAUCAGCGUCAACAUGAGUCUGAGAAAACAAACCCCGAGUGACUUUCUGAAGCAGAUCAUUGGGAGACCUGUGGUCGUCAAACUGAACUCUGGCGUGGAUUACAGAGGUGUGCUGGCCUGCCUGGAUGGUUAUAUGAACAUUGCCAUCGAGCAGACAGAGGAGUAUGUUAAUGGGCAGCUCAAGAACAAGUAUGGAGAUGCUUUUCUCAGAGGAAACAAUGUUCUCUACAUCAGCACCCAGAAGAGGAAAGUUUAGUGGAGAUGAUUUUGUGUUUUCUUCCUUUUUUUAUUUUAUUUUCCUGUAUUUUAUGCAUCUCGAGACAACUGUCUGAUGGUCUUGUGAUUUAGGUUCUGUAAAUCCUUAAGUCCUAAAGAAUGUUUGUUUUUGUAAAAGUGGAAUGACUUAAUAAAUUCUCAGUUUUGAUGUA
Molecule: messenger RNA, 560 nt
Organism: Solea solea (common sole)
Lineage: Eukaryota; Metazoa; Chordata; Actinopteri; Pleuronectiformes; Soleidae
Gene: lsm6
Product: LSM6 homolog, U6 small nuclear RNA and mRNA degradation associated
Exons: 4
Coding region: 146-388 (80 amino acids)
Biological process (GO): maturation of SSU-rRNA; mRNA splicing, via spliceosome
Cellular component (GO): U4/U6 x U5 tri-snRNP complex; P-body; nucleolus
Molecular function (GO): RNA binding
Source: RefSeq, a predicted model, not a curated record